AUGCCUUCAUUCCGACCCUUCACAGUCGUUCUCCUCCUCCUCUCGUUUCUUGUCCUCCAAGCCCAAGGCCUCCGCGAGUACGACCGCCGCAGCGAGCUCAAAGACGUACCACCCGUGUCUGAACUUGGCUGGACGGUGCCCUUAGCUGGCGGUAGCUGUGCUGGUGAUAACUGUUUCAGUACUCUGAGCCGACCUGCUGCAAACAAGACGCUCCAGGUUUUGGCUAUCGGUAGCGGGCUGUUCAACUACAGCUGCGAGGGCCUCCUGCCAGCCAAUCCUCCUACCUUCAUUGCUCAAUACACCGAGCUCUACAACGCUGCCGUUCUUGCCGCCAACCUCCCUAACGAGCAGUUGUUCCACGACCUCAUUCCGCAGCUUUAUGGUUAUGGUCUGGGUGCAGACGAUAAUUCGACGCUGGAUUGCAUGGGAUCAGUGGGAACUCUUGAUAAUACGGCCGUUAUCACACUCUACGACAUCGCCACCUUCCGAGCUCGCCCGUUAGAGUCAGUCUCCUCCCCAAACGACACCGCAGUGAAUGGUCUGUGGUCUCAUAGUGUGAGUUCAGAUCUGGCUUGGGAAAUCUAUCGAGUCGAGAUGGCAGGAGGUGCUGUGCCUGGAACCUGUCUGGGGCAGCCAGAUGAAUUCAACAUUGAGUAUGUCGCCGAAUACUGGUUUUACCAGUAG
Molecule: messenger RNA, 684 nt
Organism: Cyphellophora europaea CBS 101466
Lineage: Eukaryota; Fungi; Ascomycota; Eurotiomycetes; Chaetothyriales; Cyphellophoraceae
Exons: 2
Coding region: 1-684 (227 amino acids)
Source: RefSeq, a predicted model, not a curated record